Messenger RNA from Prunus armeniaca (apricot), 1221 nucleotides. NCBI's taxonomy places the organism in Eukaryota, Viridiplantae, Streptophyta, Magnoliopsida, Rosales, Rosaceae. The record is from the annotation of a GenBank genome assembly.
AUGGUUCAGCCUCAUGGUUUUGUGAACCCUGCUCAUCCCACUAAUGUCUAUGAACUUCACCUAGUCUCCUUAUGGCCUCAAACAGGCUCCGCAUGCAUGGUUGUCUCUCAUGAUGGUGCUCUUCAUCUCAAUCAACUCAAGUAUGUUCAUGAUUUGUUACACAAUAGUAAUCUCCUACAUGCCAAGCCCGCUUCCACUCAUCUUGCUGCCAAGUCUGUUCUAACUGCUAGUGAUGGUGACUUGCUCGCUUCUCCCACAGAAUACCGUGAACUUGUGGGGAGUCUUCAGUACCUCACCCUUACCCUCUCAUAUAUUUCCUUUGUUGUCAACACUGUGGCCCACUUUAUGAGCUCUACUAGCUCUCCUCACAUGGUUGCCGUCAAAAGGAUUCUCCGCUAUGUUAAGGGCACCAUUGACUUUAGCCUCCAUUUUACACCCCAAGAUCCUUCCACACGUCACACCGUUUACUCAGAUGCCGAUUGGGCUGGGUGCCCAGACUAUCGUCGUUCGACAGCUGGCUACCUCAUCUACUUGGGCUCCAAUCUUAUUUCCUGGUGCUCCAAAAAGCAGCCAAUAGUUUCGCACUCCAGUGCGGAAUCUGAGUACUGUGCUCUUGCUCAUGCCUGGCUGAAUCUUCUUAGCUCUGUUCUCUGUUACAUGAACUGGGUGUUCGACUGUCUUUUCCAGUUCUCAUGCAUUGUAACAAUCUCAGCACCACUUAUAUGGCGACAAACCCAGUAUUCCAUGCUCGUACUUGCCACAUUGAACUUGACUACCACUUUGUUCUCCAGAAGGUGGCCCUUGGGGGUCAUCAAGUCUGCUUCAUCCCCUUUGUUGAUCAACUUGCGGAUCUUCUCACUAAGCCACUUCACAAGCCACGACACCAUCUCUUAUGUUCCAAACUUGGCAAGGAAACCCGAACAAGCCGGGGCAAGGACACUAGAAAAGGAAGAGAAGCUCUACGAAAUAAGUCGUGCAUUGGCUAUUUUGGCUUCUGCAUCUUCAGUGAGUAGGGAGCGUGAAGAGUUCCUGAGACUUGUCAAUAAGGGGGCAUAUAAAGUUGCUCGGGAUGAAAGUGACAGUACUUCUGUUGAGGUUGAAGGUGACGAGGUUUCAUCAGUGCUCAUAAACAAGGUGGAUGCAAUGCUUCAAAAUCUUGAGAAGGAAAUUGUUGAUGUAGAUGCACAUAUUGGUGAUUGCUGGCAAUUACUUGACAGGUGA